This is a messenger RNA of Diachasma alloeum, 6198 nucleotides long. RefSeq names its product inactive rhomboid protein 1 (gene rho-5). The record is from RefSeq and is a predicted model, not a curated record. Gene Ontology annotation, cellular component: endoplasmic reticulum membrane. Bases 77 to 5509 code for a protein of 1810 amino acids. Gene Ontology annotation, biological process: regulation of protein secretion; regulation of epidermal growth factor receptor signaling pathway. The transcript has 15 exons. NCBI's taxonomy places the organism in Eukaryota, Metazoa, Arthropoda, Insecta, Hymenoptera, Braconidae. Gene Ontology annotation, molecular function: serine-type endopeptidase activity.
AUUAACAACUGUCUUGUCUACCAGCGUCGACGAAACACAGAACAGAUGUCCUGACAGUGGGCCGCAGGCCACCAGAAUGCCGACAGACGACGACUAUGGCCGAAGAGAACCUCUCCUGUUGCAUCAGCACUCUACCUCACAAUUCGGAACAGCCCCGUUGUACCCCAGCCCAGGAAGCAACCCCGGCAAUUCCAAUUCCCCGAGUAUCCCCACUAUCCAAAGUAGUACAAGUGCCAGCAGUGCUGACGUCGGAUCGCUACAAGGCUGUUAUCCCAAGCAGCCAGAGCCCCGAGUUCUUUCCUCUGUCUGCGCUAAUCACAGUUACGACCCAAAAUGUACAAUUACCAAUAGCACCAGCAAUGAUCGCCAAAUGCCGAGUGAUUCUGACUAUGGGGCGCUCAAGAUGGACUACGAAAAAUCAGUGGAGAGCCAGCACCAGAAACUCGACGAUAUACCAAGAACAGUGCAGUCGUGCUGCGAGAGAUACGGAAUUCCCUCCCACCAGGAGCGAUACAAUCAGUCUUUAUCGUCGACAUCAUCUAAUCAUCAGUAUUCAGGACAGCAGCAGGCAAUGCUGCCGAGCGAGCCCUCCAGAUACCCCCAGUUGCCAAACGAUCAGAGAAUAUCAUCCUCGAACGAUCGUUAUCAGAGCGAAAUUACGUCGACAACAGUUUCAAAGAGCACAGCAACUGGUGAAUAUGCAAACGCCGGUGUGCUUGCCCUAUCAACAACGAGUAAACUUUUCUCACCGGAGAGCUUUCCAUCGCCGCCCUCGCCGGCCCCGGCGAACGAUCGUUUCAUACCGCCACCCCCACUCUCCCCAAGUCCCAAUGACAAAUACGCCUCAACUCAGAGUCUUGCUAAUUACACCCCCAAUGACUGCAUUGUACCGAGCUCACCCAGUCCUCGAGAUCGAUACGGCACAGCGCCAGCCUCACCAAUGCUCAAGGACAGAUUUUCAUCGUCGGACAGGCUCCUGGUGUCAUCUGCGGGUUCGUCGCACGAUAGCAGAGAUCAUCAUCAGCGAUUUACCACUUCUAGUGAACGCCUGUUGGCCACUGGAUCACCUGUACAAAUUGCUCAUCAGCGGGAGGGCGGACACUUUCAGACGACGAGUGGCAUCAAAGACGUCGGGAGGUACACAAUGUCAACGGAGAAGUUGGUGUCGGCGUCGCCGAUACAUGCACCAGUGCCUGAAAGAUUUGCCGGCAAGUCCAACGAGAGAUUCGUCACGGAUUCGCCGAUGCACGAGCGAUACCAGAGACAAGAGUCUGCGGGUCUUCAUCGUGAGAAAUACUCGACACUCACGACGUGCGAAAGGUUUUUGUCGAGCUCACCGAACCCUGAGGGCGCACAUCAGAGGUACGCCUCCACCGAGAGGAUACUCUCGGCCACCUCGGAUGGCCAACAGUCGAGGAGGUACUCGUCGGAUAGGACUGGCGACUGUCAGAAGUACUCGGAGAGGGGGGAACGAUGCUCAAACUCAAGCUCACCGACACCGGACUCCAGGGAUUAUACCUGCAGGUACGCCGGAUUCCAGGAGGUCUCGGGUCAGUCGAGGUACUCGCUCGAGAGGUUCAACGAUCUUGCCCUGCAACGAUACACACAGUCGUCGAGAGCCAACGAUAGAUUCAACGAACGUGCAUACUUAUCGAGUUCUUCCCCAUCGACCCACGACGGAUGCCUCAUAUCAGAGCCAGGAAGAUACCCAUCAGCCUCAACCGAGCGCCUCCUCGUGUCAUCCUCCCCGUCCUCCUCGGAGAACAGUAGAUACCACAGUCUGUACUCUACCUCAAGCCAGCCCUCAGCGGACCGCUUCAUCCAGCAGUCACCGACCCCCGACGUCAGUACAAUCCGCUAUCAGAAUCAAAACUCAAAAACCGACAAAUUCAUUCAGGUAUCGAAGUCAGUGUCGAGUUACGAUCGCUACCAGCUCACAAAUCCCGAUCACUACGACCGCUGCAGCCAAGACCGUUACUCCAUGGAUCGUUACAACAGCUCAACAAAUACAAUCGACCGCUACCAGAAGAGCGAGCAGAGAUACCACGGAAAUAUCGAGCGCUACUCACCAAUUCGCAGCAUUGGCGAGAAGUAUCUGUCAUUACCAAAACCAAAGGAUAUAUUCUCGACUGGUAGAAUAGGCACUUCGUGUUCGCCAGUUAAUGCAGGAAAUGAUCCCAGGAAUUAUAGUGGUGGUAAUGCCUCGGGUGUCAGUUAUGUGCCACCACAUGCCCACACACCAGUCGAGAGAUAUGUGCCCCAACCACCACCUGAGAUAUUGUACCCUGAUAGGUACGUGGACAGGUACAUUCCAUCGGCUGUGCACACACCAACCGAUCGUUACGUACCAGCUGCUGAUCCUGGCGAUCCGUACAUGCGACGAGAUCUUGGAUUUCAUCAUCACUAUCGGCUACCACCGCCAGGGUAUCCGUAUCACCAGACGAAUUUUCGAUUUCGAGGCUUUGCUUAUGCCUCCCCUGGGCGGAUCAGCGGGAGCCCUGGCUCCAGUAGCUCAAGCAGUUCAACCUCAGCCCAGAGGGAAUUCUCUACUUCACCCUUGUUGCGACCCAAGGUGCGAGCCUCCACCAUUGAAUUCAACGGCGGUGGGAGGUCCAGCCAUACGUGCUGCGAGGGAGCUGGGGGACAGAAGAACUGCUGUCAAGUCAGGAGGUCUCUGCCACCCGCUCUGCCCUCCAUUCCUUCUAAUCAGUCGGCCCAUUCGUCGUGGCAACAAUCGCCGAGCUCCGGCACAACAGGGACCUCAACGAUUUCAUCCUCAGGGGCUGAUGGCGAAAGUUCACAGAGUAUUGGCAUGUACGCUGUGGGGAAUACAAACAGCGUUACAACAACUGAUAAACCAAUAACAACUGUUCCGACUAUCUCACCUUCUGUGCCUUCAGCUACGAAUGCUGCAUCAACAGCAAUCAGUACAUCAAGCUUGGCUAUUACGAGAAGUGUUUCGGCACCAGCAGGACCAAGACCCACUAUUGAACCAUGCAAUUCGGGGAGCACUGCUGGGUCUGUUGGGCAGAAGCCACGACUUAAGCGACAUAUGAGUCGAACAGAGGCGAUAAAGAACUACAUAAAAAAAGAGACUGCAACAUUCUUCGGUGUCGACGAGGAAACGGAGAGCCUGGAGAGGCAAAGAUGGCUCGACAGAAGGAGGCGCAUGGCCUCCCGAAAGUACGGUGCUCUCCUCCCGGAGCACAAACCGGUGGACCCAGACAUCACAAAAGAUAUCCCAGAUUCCACUGAAAUACCAGAGAAUAUUACGUUACGGCGAUGGCAGCAGCCUGUGCGGAGAAAAGACUCGGUUGCACGAAUGACGUUGUCAGGUCUUCAUUACGUCGUUGAGACCCUGACACGACAGCGUCCACAGGAGAGAUCCGAACCACAACCGGAAUCCCGUAGCUUUCCCCCCAGUGUAAUUUCAUCAUUUCCACCCACCGAUGGUAUUACCUCCGACAAUGAUGAGCAUAAUGCCGUUGGGGAUGAGGAAGAGGAGGCAUUCUUCCAACGGCCACCAGCACCACCACCACCACCUCCCCCACCUCCUCUACCCUCGGCAACGCCUCAUCAGCAGUCUCAAGUUUCCCUUGAACAGGCUAUUGGAGAUGCUCUCAAGAGUGAAGACAUGUCUUGCACGGAGGCUGAUCAUCUUGACAGUGGAAGUAGAACUGCGGAAUCCACUUCUGGUGGCGGGGAAUUUGCCAGAUUCGCAUCACCAAAGAAGGAAGGUCCCUGCAUAGAAGCCCCUCAUCCACGUAGAGUUCGAUCAAUAGCAAAGGAUCAUUAUAUCUCCAGAACAACCAAUUGGCGCAGGUCAGGGCAGAGUGGACGAAUUGAUGGUGAGGCAACGAGCCAACAGCAAGAUGAAAGCGUAAUAUUGAGGAGAGACAUUACAGGCGGCACUAGGAUAUCGUCAAGCACCAUCGACCGUGUAUUUGACAACAGUAAUAGGCGACAAUAUGGCAUGGGCAUCGUCGGACGAUUCUUGGGGCGAUCAUUUCGUAAAAGUGUGGCGCAUAAACCCCACGUGAGGAAACAAUUGGAUGAUAUUGAGGACCACAGGCCGUAUUUUACGUAUUGGAUAACAACCGUUCAAAUUCUCGUCAUGAUUAUUUCACUUUUUUGUUAUGGAUUUGGCCCUGUUGGGUUCGAUAUCAAUCAUAGAUCGGGCUUGGUACUCGUAACAAGUCUUUCAUUACAACAAGUCGAUUACCAAGAGCCCGCGAAUUUCUGGAUCGGCCCCAGAGCUGCAGACCUCAUUCAUCUGGGGGCGAAAUUCGCCCCCUGCAUGCGAAGAGACCUGAAAAUCCUGAAGGAGAUCGACGUGUGGCGGGAACGUGAGCGAGACACUGCUUGCUGCAUCAGAAACGACGACUCUGGCUGUGUCCAAUCCAGCAAAGCUGACUGUUCAAAUACCAUAUCAACAUGGAAAAAAUGGGGUCCAGGUGACAGUGGCCCUGGAGGUAGAAUAAGCGGAUCAGUCUGUGGCCUGGAUCCAAAAUUCUGUGAUGCCCCAGCAAGUAUAGCCCCCUACGAAUGGCCAGACGACAUAACUAAGUGGCCUAUCUGUCGUAAGAUGAAUCCCUUCAGUCAAAGAUUCAGAUCGGAUUUCAGAAGUAACAAUGGGCAUCCCCCAAGCAAUAGCAAUUUCCCAGUGGGACGUUACAAAGACAAAAUGGCUGAGCACAUGGUGUGCGAAGUGAUUGGACAUCCCUGCUGUAUUGGUAUUCACGGGAUGUGCAGAAUUACAACAAAAGAGUAUUGUGACUUUGUUCAUGGUUAUUUCCACGAGGAAGCCUCAUUAUGCUCGCAAGUCGAGUGUCUCCAUGACGUGUGUGGGAUGAUUCCUUUUUUACAUCCUGAGUGGCCGGAUCAGUUUUAUCGCCUGUUCACUACGACCUUUCUUCAUGCCGGAAUUUUUCACUUGGUAAUCACACUCCUCGUGCAAUACUACCUGAUGAGGGAUCUCGAGAAGUUGACGGGAUCUCUGAGGAUAGCCCUGAUUUAUUUUACUGGAGCUCUUGCUGGAAAUCUUGCCAGUGCCAUAUUCAUCCCGUAUAGGGCUGAGGUGGGACCAGCAGGUGCCCAUUUCGCCCUCCUGGCGACCCUCGUCGUCGAGGUGUUGAACAGCUGGCCAAUGUUAAAGCACCCGCGAAGAGCCCUCUCAAAGCUCAUAAUGAUCCUGGUGGGCCUGCUGAUCCUGGGAAUUCUCCCCUGGGUGGACAAUUACGCCCACCUCUUCGGCUUCAUCUUCGGUUUCCUGGCGGCAUACGCCCUCAUGCCCUUCAUCACCUUCGGCCACUACGACCGCCGAAGAAAAGUCAUUCUCAUCUGGGUCUGCCUGGUCGUAAUCCUCAGUCUCUUCGCCCUGUUAAUAACCCUCUUCUAUAACAUUCCAGUCUACGAGUGCGAAGUCUGCAAGCUCUUCAACUGCAUCCCCUUCACUCGGGACUUCUGCGCUUCCCAGAAUAUUAACUUCAAGAGAGAGGAACCCGUAUGACAUAUGGGGCCGCGGUUACAAGUCGAGCGAAAAGUACCGUUCGGCCCACAAAUUGACGCUCGCUACUCCAUAACUGAUUGCGAAUCCCUGAUUAUCAUUGUAACGAUUCCAUACGCAUUGAUACACAGGAAUAAAUUUAUAUUUCAUGGACAAUUGACAUUCCGGAAAUUUCAGAUUUCACUGAAAAUUCAAUGAAAUUACUAAUUUUUGAUUUAACGGCGGUGGAAAUUACGGAUUUUUGAAUCUUUUAAAUCUUUUUUUUUAGAAAUUUUUUCCUUUCACUGGGUUAGUUACAAAACGUUGUGAAAAAAAUUGUUACAGUUUGAGAAUAAUCAGCAUUUCGUUGGCUGUAGUUACAUUAGAUAACUGCGUUCCUCAAAAUAAUCCAUAAAUUCAGAAAAUCAGAUAUAGAAUCAUGAAAAAUCAUGAAAAAUUCAUGUAAAAUCAGAAUCUGAUGAUCUUUUGUGUAAAAAAAAUUCUAUUGAAUAUUUUCAUAAUAAAAUGUUCAACAGAUUUAACAGAAUUUUCGAAAGACGAGAGAUUUUUAACUAACUUGAAUUUUCAAUGAAAGCAUGAAUAUUCAGCAUCAAAUUACGUUGUCUUCAAUUAAUAACAUUCAAGAAAAUAUUUAUUUGAACUGAAUAAUUAAAUAAUUGAACUGAAAUCCACAGUUUCCAUCGGCUUUUCCA